AUGUCUACCUUAAACGUUUUCAGAUACUCUGCUUUAAUUGCUGGUGUUGCAUAUGGUUUUACCCACGACCUUUCCUUAAAGGCAGCCCAUGCUAAGAAGAAGGAAGAGGAGGAAUACCAGAGAAAGAUCAAGUUGAUUGCUGAAGCAAAGGAACAGUACAAGUUAGCACAUCCUCCAAAGAAGGACGAAUCUGCAAGCUUUGAUUUAGAGAACCCAAACUUGGACUUUGCUAAGGCUAUUGAAUCUGCUAUUGCAUCUUUAGAUAACUAA
Pichia kudriavzevii is the source of this 270-nucleotide messenger RNA. RefSeq lists its product as uncharacterized. NCBI's taxonomy places the organism in Eukaryota, Fungi, Ascomycota, Pichiomycetes, Pichiales, Pichiaceae. The coding region runs from base 1 to 270 and encodes 89 amino acids. The record is from RefSeq and is a predicted model, not a curated record. Gene Ontology annotation, molecular function: proton transmembrane transporter activity. Gene Ontology annotation, biological process: proton motive force-driven ATP synthesis. The transcript has 2 exons.